CCCGUUCCGUCCACAGAGGACAGCGGCCAUGCAAGACAGAUUCUAUGUAACAGAAAGCAAUCCCAGACUUUGUUUCUACUUUGUGUGGUUUAGGACGGCCUAUAGUAUUCGCAGCUGAUUCUUACAAUUGUUUAUGAUAUAAUGAGAACAAAAUAUUCAUUCGCUUAAUUUCUUUUUUUGUUUCUCUUAUUUUAAGUGUACUUUAUCUUGUUCCAGUAUGGGAUGCUGUUACAGCUUUUUUUGCAAGGACGACGGUGGGCCGCAGAAUGGUGACGUUAAUGAAAGAACACAUUUGUUAGUGGAUCCGGUUAGUAAUAACACAAAUAUUCCUACUGUACCUAGUGAGGAUUAUGUCAACCAGUAUGCAGGUUCUGCACCUAAAAAGACUGACGAACAGAGUGCACUGAAUAGAAUAUUACACGAAACAGCAGCGAAUGUCAUAGAUGUUGGUGCAUUAGAUUCCCAUAACCUAGAGCAACAUGAAUACAAUGACAGAUCAAGAGCAUAUUCAAAAAGAAUAAAAGCAAGUGGAGUUAAAAUUCCAGAUUGCACGCAUCAUCUAUUGAAAGAUAUUCCUGCUCCUGAACGAAUACUAGCUGCUGAAGCUGUAGCUCCUGAGGACGUUAAAUUGAUUAAGAAUCUGUUGGAAAAAGCAGAAUUAGCCUUAAAUGAUGUUAAGGUAGAACAUAAAGAGGACUUGGUGGUUCCCUUCCUUUCAUGAUCUUUGGCUAGUUAAUGUGGCCACUGUACUGUCUCAAAUAAUUGUGAUAAAUCCAAACAAUGAUAUGGUUCUAUUGGUCCUCGAGUACAUGUUUGAGUAGCAUGGGCUUGAUAUGUAUAUAAGUUAAUCAUUUAAAUUGACACAGAAAUGUUAAGGGCCACCGAUGUUUUAAAAUAACUUUCUAUGCAGCAACUGCUGUUUACUCAGAAUAAUUUUCAUAAUCUUAAGAAAAAAUCCCAAAAAAUGUUAUAGCCGCACAAUUGCCUACUAAAAGUCUUCUUACGCGUUUAAGUAUUUUUUUUUUUUUUAACAAAGAAAUGGGCUAAAAUUUAUACCCUAUAUGUGACAUUUUCAUGCUAAGUCUUAAACCUCUGAAUGAUGACAAAGAUAUUCAAAAUUAAACUGUCAAAUUGUGCAUUACAUGAACGUAAUGAUAAAUCAAUUAAUGACACUAGCCUGUUGGAACUUCUUUUCCGAAUUGGAGAGAAAUGUUCAAUACAAUUUGUUACAUGAUUUUGUCUAUAGAACUAUAAGGUCUGUUUUCUGUGUACAUAAUGAAACUUACUCUUGACGUGAAUAUCGAUAUUAUACAUUUUAUGUAAUGUCUCGAGACUAAAGUCACUCUAUUAUUAUUAUACAUAUAUACAAUAGUUAUUAACUGUCAUAUUAUUCUGUAAUAAAAGAUGUAACUGAAAUAUAAUAUAGUUUUUGGUUAGCUUUUAUCAUGUA
Orussus abietinus is the source of this 1450-nucleotide messenger RNA. It is a transcript of the gene Lamtor1, whose product is annotated as ragulator complex protein LAMTOR1. Gene Ontology annotation, cellular component: membrane raft; Ragulator complex; lysosome. Gene Ontology annotation, biological process: cellular response to amino acid stimulus; positive regulation of TOR signaling; positive regulation of MAPK cascade. The coding region runs from base 218 to 721 and encodes 167 amino acids. The transcript has 5 exons. Gene Ontology annotation, molecular function: molecular adaptor activity; guanyl-nucleotide exchange factor activity. The record is from RefSeq and is a predicted model, not a curated record. Lineage: Eukaryota; Metazoa; Arthropoda; Insecta; Hymenoptera; Orussidae.